Messenger RNA from Rhinolophus ferrumequinum (greater horseshoe bat), 1295 nucleotides. RefSeq names its product gamma-glutamyl hydrolase (gene GGH). Lineage: Eukaryota; Metazoa; Chordata; Mammalia; Chiroptera; Rhinolophidae. Gene Ontology annotation, cellular component: vacuole. The record is from RefSeq and is a predicted model, not a curated record. Gene Ontology annotation, molecular function: gamma-glutamyl-peptidase activity. The transcript is spliced from 9 exons. Gene Ontology annotation, biological process: tetrahydrofolylpolyglutamate metabolic process. Bases 84 to 1040 code for a protein of 318 amino acids.
GCCCCUGCCCGACGCCCCAGGGCGCCCCGCUGCAGUCGGCCGGCCCGCAGUGCUCCGGAAAGGCGGCGGGAGGCGGCUGCGCGAUGGCGAGCCCGGGCACCCUGCUGUGCGCGCUGGGCCUGCUCCUGUGCUGGGCGGGGAACCUCGGGCUGUUUGCUGCCUUGGUCCCCAACUCCAAGAAGCCCAUCAUCGGAAUAUUAAUGCAAAAUUGCCUAAGUAAGGAAAUGAAAAACCUGGGAAAAUAUUAUAUUGCUGCAUCCUAUGUAAAGUAUCUGGAGUCUGCAGGUGCAAGAGUUGUACCAAUAAGGCUUGAUCUUAAAAACGAAGAAUAUGAAAAGCUUUUCCAAUCUCUUAAUGGGGUCCUGUAUCCUGGAGGAAGUGCUAGCAUCACGACGUCAGGUUAUGCCAAGGUGGCCGAAAUAUUUUACAAGCUUGCCAGACAGAGUUUUGAUGAUGGAGACCAUUUUCCUGUGUGGGGCACAUGCCUUGGAUUUGAAGAGCUUUCAUAUCUGAUUAGUGGAGAGCGCUUAUUAACUAACACAAACACUGAUGGAAUUACAAUGCCGCUGAACUUCACUGGAGUUCCAUCAAAGAGCAGAAUGUUCCAGAAUUUUCCUGCUGAAUUGUUGCAAUCAUUAGCGGUAGAACCUCUGACUGCAAAUUUCCACAAGUGGAGCCUCUCCGUGACGAAUUUUACAAUGAAUGAAAAGUUAAAGGAGUUUUUCAGUGUUAUAAGUACAAACACAGACGGCAAGAUUGAGUUCAUUUCAACAGUGGAAGGAUACAAGUAUCCAAUAUAUGGAGUCCAGUGGCAUCCAGAGAAAGCUCCUUAUGAGUGGGGGAGAUUCGAGGGCAUUUCCCAUGCACCCACCGCUGUGAAAGCUGCAUUUUAUUUAGCAGAGUUCUUUGUUUCUGAAGCUCGGAGAAACAAUCAUCAUUUUAAAUCUGAUGUUGAAGAAGAUGAAGCAUUGAUUUAUCAGUUCCGUCCCGUUUAUACUGGAAAUAUUUCUAAUUUUCAGCAAAGUUAUAUAUUUAAUUGAAAGCCUGCGAUAUGUUAACAGAAAUUUUGAAUAAUUCCAUGAUUAAAUUGUUACAAUAACUUGCUACUCGUGGCAAUAAUAGAAAGCCCCAGAGAUUCCUUUUUUAUAAUGUCACUGGCUCAAAUUUUUCAUUCAAUAUAUUUGAGUAUAUCACAUUUGAUAAUUAAUCAGUGAGGAAGAUAAAUAAUUCUAGUGUAUUUUAUGGAAAAGCUUUCUUUUAUCUUAAGAUUAGAAAAAAUAAAUUUAUUGAAAAUA